AUGAGGAACGCUGGUAUAAAAAUCGAUGCUACUCGUGCCAAAUAUGACACCGGUAAAGCAGCGAUUGAACAUGCCGGUUUAAUUCCAGUUAAGAAUGACGAAAAAGCUCCAUUUGUUUGGAUUGAUGGAAUUUUAAAGCCCGAUGAUGCUUUAGACUACGAUCCUGGGCAAAUAUUAGGUAAAAUACCAGGUAUGGACUACAUUUGCUACAAAUCUACGCUUUUUAAAUGCUUAAACCACAUUCGCAAUUUCUUUCCUCAGCAGUAUGAAGUAUUUCCAAGAACUUUUGUUCUGCCAGAUGAAUUCCCAGAGUUCCAAAGGGAGCACAUGCAUAUCUGUGGAAGGACAGGAGUCGCUCCAACUUGGGUUUUGAAACCAAAAAACGGAUGUUGCGGAAAUGGCAUCCAAAUCAUUCAAUCAGUACAUGAAGUCCAAGAUAACAAAGUACAAGGUGUCAUUCAACAGUAUGUUAAUCCUUAUUUGAUCGAUGGGAAAAAAUUUGAUUUCAGAUUUUACGUUUUUAUUGCUUCAUUAAGUCCACUAACAGUAUUUCUUUACAACGAAGGCAUCGCAAGAUUCUGUUCAGAACCUUUUCAAAUGCCAAAUAAAUCCAACAAAGAUACAAAGUUUAUGCACCUUACGAACACAGCUAUUAAUGUAGAAAAUGGUGCUGUUGAUGCCAGCGUUUUCACUAAGAAAGCAACAGAUAUUUUGCAAAUAAUCGAAAAUCAGCAUCAUAAUCGUGAUAUAAUCUGGGAAAGAAUAAGCGAAUGCGCACGUGCAGUAAUCAUUGGUAUACUUCCUAAGGUUCUUGCUUCAUUGCCGAAAAAGAAAAUGGGAACAAAUUCAUUAUUGAAGCCAUUUUUGACAAACCGAAUAUCUCAUUUGCAUAAUCUGCAAGAAGAAGUUGCAGAAGCACAAUGUGAAGAGGAAGUUCCUGAACCAGUUGAACCGGAAAUUCCAGAAGAAAAUCUUCCUUCAGUUUUAUCAAAUUCAUAUGAUAUUCAGCUCAAAUCAGAACGAAACUACAAGAAACAUAUGUUCCAAACAUCUGUUAAAGCAGAUAUUAUUAAACAUCAGACAAAUAUGAUCUUAAUGCCUGGAUUUGGAAAUAAAAAUACAGAUUGUCCGCCGCUGAUUGUCGGCUCCAUCGUAACUUAUAGAAUUAACCCCACAUCUCAAUAUGGUCCUUUAAUUGUUCAGAGAAGAUACGAUUUUACUACCAACAGGCUUAAGAGUAUCAAUGCGAAAUCACCAAAAUCAUAUUAUUUUACAAAAGGAGGCAAAGUUGUUCAAAAAACUCAAAAUCUGAAGGCGAAAAUCUUUUUGCCGCCAGCGAAACAGAGAUACCCAUCUCCAACAAAGGAUAUUGAAUCAAAGCCAGAGCCAAUUCCUGAGAUAAAGCGCGAAGAAAAAAUUUAUGAACCAGAAAAGAUCGAAGUCAAGCAAAAUACAUUCGAAGAGAGAUUCAGUGAAGAGGAAGAAGAAAAGCAGGCUCCAAAAGAAGCAGAAAAGAAGAGCCCUCUUAAACCAUUACCUCUAAAGAAGAGAUUUAACCACGUUCUAGGUAUUGAUAUCAUGCUCGAUGCAAAUAUGAAUCCACAGGUCCUGGAAUUGAAUGAUAGACCUUCUUUGAGUGUAACUGUAGAUUUCGAAAAAGAUUUGAAGGAAUCGUUACUCUGCGAGACGUUCGAACAUAUCUCUCCAAAUGGAGAAGUGUUAGGCAACAGCGAAAAGUCUGGUUGGCAACAAAUUUUCCCACUUCCAAAAUCUCACCCUAAUUACACUGUUUGGGCUCCAAUUUAUGAGAAGGCAAAGAAACCCAAUAACAAGGGAGAGAUUGAAGGAAUUCCUGUUAACAUUCGGCCCAGAACAACUGAACAAAAAUAUUAUAAUUUCGAAAAGACAAAGGAGAAGAAGAGGUCGAAGAAAAAAGCAAAAUAA
This is a messenger RNA of Trichomonas vaginalis G3, 1944 nucleotides long. Its product is annotated as tubulin polyglutamylase TTLl11 family. Gene Ontology annotation, cellular component: cilium. Bases 1 to 1944 code for a protein of 647 amino acids. Gene Ontology annotation, molecular function: tubulin-glutamic acid ligase activity; tubulin binding. NCBI's taxonomy places the organism in Eukaryota, Parabasalia, Trichomonadida, Trichomonadidae. Gene Ontology annotation, biological process: protein polyglutamylation; microtubule cytoskeleton organization. The record is from RefSeq and is a predicted model, not a curated record. The transcript has a single exon.